CGUCUGCCGUGCCUGAAGUGGUGAACAUGGCGGCUGGUUGUUGUGGAACCAAAAAACAAAAGCUCAAUAAUUCUUCAAGUAUUCCUUGCAAUGGAACAUCUGUGAUUCCGAAUGGCAUUAAAAAUGGAAUGGUUGCUCAUCCAGAAAUGUGUUUUUUCUGCUUUGAUGUUUUAUACUGCCAUUUACACAGUUUAGAACCACCCAAAACUCCUGACUUCUGCAACGAUCCAUAUCCAUUGUUCGUUACAUGGGAGAUCGGAAAGGACCGUCGGCUCAGAGGAUGCAUUGGAACUUUCAACUCCAUAAAUUUACACAACGGGAUUCGAGAGUAUGCUGUUACAAGUGCUAUCAAGGACUCGCGCUUCAGUCCCAUCACUCGGGAGGAGUUGACGAAGCUGCAUGUGUCAGUGUCAAUUCUCCGUCACUUCGAGGAUGGGGCUGACUACAAGGACUGGGAGGUGGGAGUGCACGGCAUCCGCAUAGAGUUUCACAAUGAGAAAGGCAGCAAGCGCACAGCCACCUACCUUCCUGAAGUUGCUACGGAACAAGGGUGGGACCAGAUCCAGACAAUCGACUCACUCCUUCGCAAGGGAGGAUUUAAGGGCCUGGUGACACCAGACAUCCGACGCAACAUCAAACUGACUCGGUACCAAAGUGAGAAAGUGAGUGUUGGCUAUCAGGAGUACCUGAACCACUGGCGCAGCCGACAUUGCUAGCAGCAGCUAUGGGACUCUCCUGUUGCUGGGAGAGUCCCGGGCUGGUGGGACCCCCACUUUGCCCCGCCGCCACCCCCACCACCCCCGCAUAACUACGGUACUUACCCCAAAAAGCGCAAGUGACGUCGACCCGACCUCAGAAAAUGUGCGUUUUACUGUUUAGCUUCCGGCCUUCUGGUGCAAUUAUUUCUCGGUUUAUUGACUGGAGUUCUGUGACUUCGGUUUGGAAAAUUGAGGAAUCUAGGCAAGUUUUGGAAGAAAAUAGCUUACCGGUUUGUAUCAGAUUAUUGCUCACUCGGAUUGAAAAAUCAGCUGGAUGCCUGAAUGUGUUCAUGACGAAGAGGCCAGACAUGAACUGACGUGCUGUAUAACGAUUGUGGAUUGACGUUAGUGUAGCCAGAAUCGGUAUCUCAUAUACCUUUUGACUUUCAUGUGCUAAUUACGAAUGUUACAAUGUAACAUCAGUUAUUCCCUCCAAUUCGAGGGCCGUGUACUUCAUAUACAGUUGACAAUUGACAAUAUAGGUCACUUGAGCCAUUUAAAAGUUGCAGGUAGAUGCAAACGGUGUUUUUUAUUAUUCGGUUUUUAUAAUUUUAUAACACAAUGAAGCAUUUGAAACCAGGUUUGGUUAGGAUGCCUGAUUUCAAGUUUAUUUUUUAACCUAAUUGAAAUUUAUACCGUAUUAAUAUUUUAGUAAACGAUUUUUAAUAGUUUUCAAACAGGUUGUUUAGUUUGAUGGAUUUAUGAAAUUGAAUUUUAGGCUUUCUAGUAAAAGAGGAAAAACAUUCUGCUUCUUAAUUCUACACAACUGUAAUGACUUUUUAUUGCAUAGGCAAAUAAAAUUUACAAUCAAAUAGUUUACAAAUUGUACAGGGGUCAAUUGAAAUGAAUGUUUAAAGGUGUUGCUUUUAGAAGUACCUUGAUCUAUUUGUUAAUAUUUAGAGAGCUUUUCUUGAAUAGAUACAUGAAGAGUCAAAGUUGAUAAGUUAAUAAGUUAAUUGCAAUUAAAUAAAAAAUCCAUAGUAAAGACAAUUAAUUUCAAAUUUUAAUUGGGAGUAUUUUUACAAAUUUGUAGUUUAGCAUAAUUCUUUUUACGAUAGAGGUGUUUUUAGUUUUCAUCUAAAAUCCUUUCUUCUAAAAUAAUCGGUUUAAUUUAAUUUUAUUGUCUUAAUAUAGUUUUCAUGUAAUAACCUACCUAAUCACCAUUAACAAGAAUUUACGUUGUUAUGAAAUAUAUUUGAUGUUAACAUAGAUUUUGUGGUCCCUUAACUGAAAACACAUCAUGAGUAUCCUAUUCUGCAUAUAUAGUUAAUAAAUUAAUACCAAACUUGUUAUUAAAUGUCUAAAAGCCUUUAAAAGUACAUCCAUCUAACUUAAAAGUGUGUCCUUAACAGAAAGUACCCAUUAUCAUUAGUUAAGACAUUAAAUAUUUUUAAGGACUUUUUGAGCUUUUUUAUUUAUUUUGAGAGACAUUAGUCGUGUAUUAGGCCCCGUUUAUGCACCAAGAGCGGGAGUGGUAGCGACAGGGGGAGCGAUUUCUAACACCAUUGAGUUAAAUGGGGCUGUUUAUGCACCAAGAGCGAUAGCGGUAGUGGUUGACCUCCCGCUGCGGUUUCUAAUUUGACCGCUGUGUAGUUAGAAAUCGCAGCGGUUGCUUGGGAUGGAGCGGUUUUCAACUACAUUGAGUCAAAUGGACUGUUUAUGCACGGCGAGAGCAGGAGCGGUUACAGCCAGGGUUGCCAACUUGACCCACGCGCACUCGUAGGAUAGACCAGUACUGUUGUGUUGUUGUGUUAAUUAUUUGGCAGAGUUUGAGUUGGCAAGACUGUGUCCCCCUUCCAUUCUCCGUUGACCAACCGCUACCGCUAUCGCUUGCACGAUUUUGACAACACUUUUACAGCGGGAGCGGGCCGGGCCCGCUAUCCCCGCUCCCACUCUUCGUGCAUAAACGGGGCCUUAUGCAUACUACUACUUUUUAUGUUUUUAUUUCCAUUGUUAAAUCUAAGCAGGAUAACUAUAAGUAAUGCAUGAAUUGUGUAUUAUUAAGAAAUAAUCCUUAGUUGUGAAUGUAAGACCAGUAGAAUGAUCUUUGGAUUUAGAAAGGUAUACAACGUGUUCAUCCAUGUAAUUUAAAUCAAACACCCAUAACACUUGUAAUGAUCAUUAUGCCAUUUCCUUUUGUUUCUAGUUUUAUUUUGGAGGUGUUUUUUUUUUUAGAUUGAAGUGUUUUCUUUUUAAGGAUUUUUAAAGUUCUAACCUCCCUGGUUUUUUUUCUAAUCUGAUCUGUAAUUCAUCACAAUGUUGAUGAUGAAAACUUACAUACUACUCUUUACAUAUUUAAGGUUCAAAUGUUUACUGGCUUGUUUAUUAUAUGAGACAAUUGCUUGCUUGAAAUCUCAAGAAAAAGUAGGGGAGAUUUUUAACAAGAACCUAACAUGCUAUUUUAAAAGUGAAGCUCUUUUGAAGUAAAAGCCUGCCUUCACUCAGUACAAUUUUAAUUAAUCAAACUUUCUUAUUUACCACUCCUUCAAUUAAUUAUUUAUUAGGAAAUUAAAUCAAUACAUGCAGUAGGGCCUACUCAGUUUUACACUCGUUAUUUAAACCACUUUUUACUGAAUCAGCUUCUAUACUCUUACUCCAGAAUUGGUUAGGGGUUUCUGUUAUCAUGUCAUGUUCAGCGCGAGAGCACCAGUGGACCAGUGAAUGACCGUUUAAGCUUAAGUUUCAUAUUAUAUAGCAUUUAAUAUUGUACUAACCAACAUCUUUUUCACCAAAUAACCCGUUCAAGAUUUUUAUGUUGAAUACAGCAUGGCACCCUGUAUAUGAUAAUAAUAAUAACCAUUUCAGGAUCAUUAAAGUAUAGAUUCUAGUGAAUUACCACUUUUCAUCUAGUUAAUUACUGUAACUUUUAACUCAUUAAUGCUGACUCACGUGUGUCGUAGCUUGUCACCGAAUCUAACCUACAAGCGCUAGUGUCGUGUGCUUAUACUGGCAAUCAACCCGUUUGGCCGACAGGGCAUGGUAUCUCAGUUUGCUAAGGCACUGCACUGAUGUGUGUAACGUCACAGAAAACGUACUACAGUAGAGUCCCGCAAACUCGGCGUAAUGUGGACUGGAAGGGUGCUGAGUUUGUGAAAUGCCGGGUUAUCAGGAACUAGGGUUUAAAAUAAGAAAAAAUACAAUUUUUAAGCUUUUUAACCGCCUUUUUUUAUUUGUAUUUAUAUUACAAGUCAGUAUUAAGUCAUCAGAUAUAGUGAAACUAAUCCUUGGUAUGAGUUGCGAAUGAUUUGACUAGAGCUGGCUUGAGUCCAUUUUUAACUCUGACUCAAAAAAUCACUGAUUUUCUGAACCAGGUGAUGGCCGAGUUAUCCAGACUGCCGGGUUACCGAGAGCCGAGUUUGCGGGACUCUACUGUACUAUAACCCA
Messenger RNA from Macrosteles quadrilineatus (aster leafhopper), 4142 nucleotides. RefSeq names its product AMMECR1-like protein. The transcript is spliced from 4 exons. The record is from RefSeq and is a predicted model, not a curated record. The coding region runs from base 27 to 716 and encodes 229 amino acids. Lineage: Eukaryota; Metazoa; Arthropoda; Insecta; Hemiptera; Cicadellidae.